UUUAGCCAAAUGAGUCAGAAAAUGCAACAGAGAACAAUGAUCUAUUUGGAAGAGUUAAACGAAUAAAACUAUAGUAAUUUAAAAAAAUUACACUAAUUAACAUUGAAUAAACGAAAAAUGCACCUGUCCAGCAAAUAAUAAUAAUAAUAUGAUGGCAGAAGGUCAAUGAAUAGAAGUAGAGUGAAUGUAAGGAGAGCGCAUAGCGUACGUUAUAUAUGUGCUAUCCAAUUUGGACCGAAGAAAGAUCAAAAUUGGACUUAAAAGUCAUCAUUUAGGUUCAGAACUAACUCGAAUGGAUAUGUAUGAUUAAUUAGAAAAGGAAAUGAUUGACUAUAGAGGUUCUUUGACUUUUCUGUAAGAAUACAACAAUAACUGGACAUUGGCCUACUCCAAGAAUGAGUUACUAUUGGGCUUUUAUUGUCCAGUUUUUUUUAUUGUAGGCAAACUAUUCCUCUUCAACUUGUUUGUUUAUAGCAACUGAACAUGUUUCUCUCUCAGCUAUUCAUUCUCUUAUUGUGUAUUCAAACAAUCAUCAUAUCUGUUGCCACUAACAUUCAUGAAGAAAACAUUGCCAUAUCAUGUGGUGCCUCUGGCAAUUCCCCUGCACCAGAUGGACGAUUAUGGAUUGGAGAUUCAACUUUCACUUCCUCAUUUCUACACUUAACUGGAAAAUCUAUUAAUUCAAGAGUACCUUGCCAAGUUGCCUUGUUGGAUCCAGUUCCUUAUAAGUCUGCUCGAACGUCUCGCCAUCAGUUUACCUACAAAUUUUCAGUGAAACCAGGACACAAGUUCUUACGCCUGCACUUCAAACCAGCUUCAUACAAAGGUUUCAUCAAGUCCAAACCCAUUUUUACUGUCAAAACUGAUCAGCAUACCCUGCUCAGUGACUUCAUACCUACCCUUGCUGCAGGCAUCAACUAUUUCAAAAAGGAAUUUUGCAUCAAUGUAAAAGAAAGUGAAACAUUAAGCAUAACAUUCAUACCAUCUCGAAAAUCAGGCUUUUCAGAAGACACUUAUGCUUUUGUUAAUGCAAUCGAGAUUGUUUCCAUACCGUCUGGUCUGUAUUUCACACCAGAUGGCGAUCAGGGAGUCCCUGUUGUUGGACGAAAUUUCAGAUUCUACAUUGACAAUAGCACAGCACUGGAGACAAUUCAGCGAAUAAAUGUUGGCGGAAACUCUAUUUCAUCCUUGGAAGAUGCAACCAUGUUUCGGGACUGGGAAGAUGACACUAAUUACCUGAUUCAAGUUGGUGCCUUUUCGAUCAACAGAGCCGUUGAUAUCAGAUAUGCAUCCUCAGCAACUCACAUUGCACCAAAAGAAGUUUACCAAACGGCCAGGUCAAUGGGUGCUCACUGCCAUUCGAAUUUCUGUAAUCUCACAUGGAACAUUCCACUUGAUUUGGGAUUCAGAUACCUUGUUAGGCUUCACUUUUGUGAAAUUGAACCUACAAUGAUAAAUGAAGGCCAAAGGAAUUUCACUAUUGUCAUAAACAAUCAGAAUGCUGAAGAUGAUGCUGAUGUGAUCAAAUGGAGUGGGGGGCAUGGAAUUUCUGUAUACAGGGACUAUGUUGCCAUUAUGGAGGGUGAUAGAAGGGAAGGGAAGCGUAACCUUACUAUAGUUUUGCAGCCAAACUUUGCUUCAAUCGGUAAACAUGCUAAUGCCAUCUUAAAUGGGCUAGAAGUCUUCAAGAUAAGCAACCCUGACAACAAUCUUGGUAGUGUGAGCCCAGUGCAUCCUGUUACAAGUUCAACACCAGAAAAAUCAGAGGAAACUGUGCUGUUCUAUACAAAGAAUCAAAUUGCAACUGCACUGACAUUUAUAGUCACUUUGAUUAACGUUGCUGUUUAUUACAUUAGGCAUAAUGCAGAAAUAAAGUCUGGCAAGACGUAUAAUGGAAUAUCUUCAGGAGAGCAUCAGUGUCGUCAAUUUUCACUGGAUGAGAUGGAAAGAUCAACGAACAAUUUUGAUCCUCAGCUUGUCAUUGGUAGCGGUGGAUAUGGUACAGUAUACAAAGGGGAUAUUGAUGGUGGAGAGACCACUGUAGCAGUUAAGCGAUCGAAACCAGGAUCUAGCCAGGGGGAGAAAGAGUUUUGGACGGAAAUCAAUAUGUUAUCUACGCACCGCCAUGAGAACCUUCUCUCCCUCAUUGGUUACUGCAUUGAAGGUCAUGAGAUGUUAUUAGUUUAUGAUUAUAUGCCUCGAGGAUCACUUGCUGACAACCUGUACAAAAUGGACAGAAAUAGCUCAUCUCUCUCUUGGGAACGGAGACUCAAGAUUGCUAUAGGUGCUGCACGUGGACUGGAUUUCCUUCAUACAUCUCAAAAUAGGGUGAUACAUCGUGAUAUCAAAAGCUCAAACAUUCUAUUGGAUGAAAACUGGGAAAGUAAGAUCUCAGAUUUUGGGUUGUCCAAAAUGGGGCCUGGAAAUGAAUCAGCUACUCAUGUUAGUACACAAGUCAAAGGCACAUUUGGGUACCUCGAUCCUGAGUACUUCCUGACUAAUAGAUUGACAUGGAAAACUGAUGUAUAUGCUUUUGGAGUAGUACUAUUUGAAUUGCUCUCAGGAAGACCUGCAGUCGAUAUGAGCCUGCCUGAGGAACAACAUGGACUUGUAGCAUGGGCCAAACAAUGCAUCAAGGAAGGAGAAAUUAAUAAGCUUAUUGAUCAGAAUCUGUUGGGGUCCAUCUCAUCAACUUGUCUAAAGGCGUUUAUAGGAAUUUCUGCUAAAUGCUUCGAUGGUCGUCCGCAAGAACGGCCUGCGAUGUCUGAAGUGGUGAAAAGCCUGGAAUUAGCAUUAGUAUUUCAGAAGAACGAAGGUGAAGGUAUCAUUUCAUUUGAGGACACAUCAACGUCAUCUCAGUUACAGAUUGAAGGAGAGAGGGCAUCCAUUAAAGAGGAUUGUAAUGGCGGUGAUACAACAGAAAGGAGUGCCAUCUCAAGGGAAAAGGUAAAAUCUGAGGAUAAAAGUCCCUACACUGCUUCACCAAGAUGGUGGGAUGUUCGUAGCCAUUUCAGAAAAGCACCACCAAAGCCAGUGAAUCUUGUUUAUCCAGAUAGCCAAAUAUCACAGCACCCAAAUUUAAGGAUAUUUUCUUUCUCUGAACUCAAGGCCGCCACCAGAAAAUUUAGCAAUGACACGGUGCUGGGAGAAGGUGGUUUUGGUAAAGUUUACAAGGGUUACCUUGCUGAGUCUCUUUCUUCCAAGAGUGGCCGGACAGUAAUUGCGGUUAAGCAAUUGAGUUCUGAAAGCUUUCAAGGGUGGCAGUCUGAGGUGAGCAUUCUUGGAAGACUUUCUCAUCCUAACCUCAUCAAACUCUUGGGUUACUGCCAGGAAGAUAAAGAACUACUGCUUGUCUAUGAGUUUAUGCCAAAGGGCAGCUUGAACAACCAUCUUUUUGGAAGGCGCUCUGUUGCUUUGUCACUUCCAUGGAAUGUAAGGGUUCAAAUUAUGAUUGGCGCAGCUCGAGGCUUGGCAUUCCUACAUGCAUCAGAAAAGCAAGUCAUUUACAGAGACUUCAAAGCCUCAAAUUUAUUACUUGAUGGCUCUUACAAUGCGAAGAUAGCAGAUUUUGGCUUGGCAAAACAAGGUAUUUCGGCUAGUCAAUCACAUGUGACAACACAGGUACUUGGAACGUACGGUUAUGCUGCUCCCGAGUAUAUUGCAACAGGACACUUGUACGUGAAGAGCGAUGUCUAUGCUUUUGGUGUCUUUUUAGUGGAAAUGCUAACAGGUUUACGAGUAAUAGACUUAAACCGCCCAAGCAACCAGCAUAAUCUAAUUGACUGGAUUAAGCCUCAUUUAUCUGACAAAAGGAAGUUGAAGGACAGAAUCGAUUCACGGCUGGGAGGAAAAUAUCCAUCCAGAGCUGCAGUACAAAUAGCACAACUGGCACUAUCAUGUCUUGGAAAUGAACCUAAAAGCAGACCAUCGAUGAAGGAAAUAGUGGAGAAACUAGAACAGAUUGAAGUUACCAAUGAAAGAUCCAAGGACCAUGCUUCUCCUUCUAAUCCAAGGAACCGGGCCUAUCCACUCCUUAGAAGAGCAGAGUGAAUAUGAUACUACUUUUAACAAUAUGAAGAAGCUACAAUAUUGUUAAAAUUUUCAACUGUGAGUACUGUCACUUUAGGCGAGAUCGUGCCAGUUGGACGAUCCGCCCUUUUGGUUAGGCGAUCAACAGUGUGGGUGGAGUUUACAGUUCAUUC
Molecule: messenger RNA, 4202 nt
Organism: Solanum tuberosum (potato)
Lineage: Eukaryota; Viridiplantae; Streptophyta; Magnoliopsida; Solanales; Solanaceae
Product: receptor-like protein kinase FERONIA
Exons: 5
Coding region: 484-4050 (1188 amino acids)
Biological process (GO): protein phosphorylation
Molecular function (GO): ATP binding; protein kinase activity
Source: RefSeq, a predicted model, not a curated record